UACAGAAUGCGAAAAAAAACAAUUUCUGCUCCAUAUUAAUACCAUAAUUUUUAAUAUAUUUUAAUUUCAUGUUAUUUUGUUCCUAGGAACAUGGAUAAUGGAAAUUUACCAAGUGAACCGAAGCGAUGCCGUAACUCAAGCUACGGCCUUACUGUACAAGACCAAGAGAAAGCUCUCGAAACGAAUGACUUCGUGGAUUCUUUGUCGGAUCUACAGAGUGAUGUCAAUAUGACAGCACUUGCAUUACCCAACGAAAUUUGGAUCAUAAUUUUUAAUAAUUUAUCAUAUGAAGACGUGAUGCAAGCAAGUUUAGUCUGCAAAGAAUGGUGCCAAUUGAUUCGCGCAACUGUACUAAGAGACAAAACGAGACUAGUCAUUACCCAAGGAAACUUGAGGAAUAUUUGCGAGCUUGUUGGAAAUCAAAGCUUGAAUUACGAAAGUGUGGAGGUAGAUGAAAAGUGGAACGUAUUCAAUAAUGCGGAGCUUGAAUUUUUACGGAAAAUUUUCAAAUAUUCUGGUUCCAUUAUUACUAAACUAAAACUUUAUCGAACUUCAACCACCGCAGCACUGCUCAACUUUUUGCCGAAGCUAAAAGAAUUGGAUUUGUCAGAUGCAAACGAAGUGGAAAUCGAACGAAUGGACAUUAGCGAAUUUCCAAAUCUCAAAUCGGCGCAUGUGCUUAAAUAUGAUAAAAACUAUAGUAGGAUCUAUCCUAUACUGUUCACGGAUUUACCCCGCAUAUCUACAACAAGCGACGAAAUAGUGACCAUGUGCAUUGAUAUAUACUCCGUCGGCCUCUUCAAUAUGCUAGAAAGGCAUUCAUCGUCAUUGCGCUGCCUCAACAUCAGACUUUGUUCCUCAGGGUCUUUGACCUUACGAGAUCGUCUCCCCCUUCAAGAAACCUUUAGAAAAUUAACUCAUUUAGAGGAAUUGAAUAUAGCGGAUAGUACUAUAGUGGAUAGAUCUGAUAACGAAUUCGCAAAAAUUGUUUUGGAAAGUCUUCCAAAGGAAAGUCGUAUUAAAACUAUACUUUUAGGCCACUCGCUGGAAGACGAGCAAUUUUUGGAAUUGAUUAUAGAAAAGUGGUUCAUCUCUUUAGCACGUGUUUACCUGUUCAAUUGGAUUAUAUCGGAAAACACUAUCAAUCGAUUUAAAUUUUUGAGCGGCAAAUAUCGUUUGACUUUCUCUAUUCAAGUUGGAGACUGGCUAGAUUUUACUCAUUGGUGGACCCCAUACACCAACAAAAACUCAAUUGAUUUGAAAUUAUUCUUCUUGUAUCUGACGCCCAAAAGGCUUUGGGAUCUUUUUAAAAGGCUUCCUAAUGUAACUGCACUUGAGGUAAAACGUCUUAUUUUCUCGACAAACGAUGAAGUAAUGGGUUACGUUUUCCAUCACCUUACGAAUUUGCGACAUCUUUCGCUUCACCACUCGUGGAAGCAUAGGACUAACAUAAAAUAUCUUUGCUCAAAGCCCAGGAUUAGCAACUUAAAACGUCUUCAAACACUCCGUUCAUGUUUGUGUCCUAUUAAGGUUUUAAAAAUUUUCAAAUCAAAUUUCCAAUUCAAAGAAUUAACCAAAUUUGAGCUACUUCUUUGUGAGAGAUUUAAGAGAAUUUCUCUUCGGGAACUUGAAAUUAUUAGCACAUACGUUCCAGCGCUGGAAGAAUUCUGUUCGGAUGGUCUAGAUUAUAAUAGCAAUUACUUACAAGAAAUGCGUAGGAUUUUUCCCCGUUUACGUAGACUGAAUGAUCGAAGACUUUUCUAA
Messenger RNA from Glossina fuscipes, 1764 nucleotides. RefSeq lists its product as uncharacterized. Gene Ontology annotation, molecular function: protein binding. The record is from RefSeq and is a predicted model, not a curated record. NCBI's taxonomy places the organism in Eukaryota, Metazoa, Arthropoda, Insecta, Diptera, Glossinidae. The transcript is spliced from 2 exons. Bases 91 to 1764 code for a protein of 557 amino acids.